ACAUUCUUCUAAAAAUAUGUGUCUGUGUUCUGCAGAAGAAAGAAAGUCGUACACAUCUGAGUAAAUGAUGAGAGAAUUUUCAUUUUUGGGUGAACUAUUUAUUUAACUUAAAUAAAACCAGUUAAUUGAAAUGUUACCACAUAAAACAAUUUUUUUUCAGUGUGGGAACCUAUAGACUCAGUCAUUAUUCACUUUCAUUGUAAAAGUGAAUGGGGACAGGGGCUCCAUUUGUGUUCCAUAUAUAUUAAAAGUAUGAAACAUUUAUAAAAUAAAAAAAUAAACCCUAACUGACAACAAGAAUAAGAAGAACAUUUGAAAAGAAAUGUUAACAAAUGAGGGUCAUGCAGGAACUUCUGGGAAUAUCCUUUUAAUUGUUUUUAUGAAUGUGUCUCAUGUCCAUUUUACUGGUUUUCACCAUUGCAUUUGUACAAUCCUUUACCAUUAGUCACUGACAUUUGUACAGUGUUACAUUUAUAAACCACCUGUUUCAAAGGUAACCAUCCAUUUGCUAUCGUAUUUCUAAUUGUCUACAACACUUGUAGUUGAAGGAUGCUUACAACCACACUCAAAUAUGAGGUCUGUGAAGUAAUAGGCAAAAAGUAAGUAACUACUAAUCUAGAAUCAGAUUGAUAUCCUACAACACAUAAAACAAGCCUCUUUGUAAGAUUGUGGGGAAAUCAGUGCAUGCACAUAAGGCAUGGCAGCAAUAUCAUGUUGGCUGUCUUUAGUCCACUGGCAUCAUGCCCUCUUGGCUGAAGGAUUGCUGAGAAUGAGGGGAACACUUACGUGAGAACUGGGAAAUAUCAUAUUCACUUUUCUUGGCUGCCUCACUCAAUUACAACAGUAAUAAAGCAGGUCCAAAGUUCAGCCCAUGCUGUCUAUUAGCUAAAACAAGGGAUGAGAUAGCACCAGUUCAGAUUCAUCUGACUCCUCAAGUGCUCACCUGCCUCCCCAAUUCUUCAACAUGGGUAAGUUUCAUUUAAUAGUUUACACUAUGCAUGGCUUUCAGUAUUAUGUUAAUUACUGAUUAAUUUGAACUGGUCUGUUUUAGUAUUCUUAUUAUUGUGGUGGUGGUUGUUGUUUACGAUUAAAUCUUUAUCAACGUGUUGUUAUUCCAGAUACUGUUUAUUAAUUUCCUGAGAAAAAAAAUGAUGAGUAGAAAUAAUUCAGUUCCUCUGAAAGUUAAUAUGCAUUGAUGAUAUAGUGGUUUGGAUUUUGUAUUAUUUUGUGAAAGCUUUUGAGUAAAACUGUCCCUCUUAUAGGAGAACAGGAAAAGCCAUUCAAAAUGAAGAGCAUCCUGAAGGACAAAACUCUAAAACUGGAGAUGCAGAGUCACUCUAUUGGGGCAGUACGCUGGACGUUACCUGAGGAAGACGUUCAAGCCCACAGUUCUGCUCCCAGCAGCCCCUUCAAGAACAGUGGGGCUUUCUCUACACGCUCACAGCAAAGGCAACGUCAGCAGGGCUUGAAGGACCUCCGCAGUUUGCAAGAAUGCAUCCGAUUCAUCAACCAUUGGAAGGAACAGGUGGCACAUGUUUGUAAGACGGGGAAUGAUGGCGAUGAAGGGUGCAGCAAAUGGACAGAAAAGCAGGCAGACCCCAAAACUGAGCGUAGUCUUGAAGAGAGCCGGAAGCUUAUUCUGCUGUGGGCCACUGAACUUAAAAGUGUAGACAAGCUGUCUAAAGAUCAUCCAUGGGUGAAGGAGAGAUUUGAUCAAGAAGAAGAGGAAGACACAAAGCAUGAUAAGGAUCAGAAUGAGGUGUUGGAGAGGAAGAUCAUGGAGUGGGCGAAAGAGCUACAGAGUGUGUCAGAGAGCUGUGGAAUGCUGGGAGAUGAGCUGGGACAGAUGUUGCGUCUCCUGGGACUGAGGAAGAAGAGGCUGGUUUCUCUCAUGCCAUUGCUGGAGUUCAUCACUUGGAGUUUGUUGAAAGAGGACAGCAAGGGCAUGAUUCCUCAUCUAUGGCUUUCAGCUAAGCAGCGCACCUGGAAAGCCGGCAAGCCACGAUACAUCCCUAAUUCAGUCUGGAGCUGGAUUGUCAGUGCAGCAGUGGAUGUAACUCUUGAUCCCAUGACCAACCAUCCCUGGCUGCAACUCUCUGAUGACCAGAAGAAGGUCCAAGAGUCCCUAAAAGAAGCUGAUCUGCCCUUCAGCCCUCAGCGUUUUGAUGGCCUGCCCUGCGUCCUAGGCUGGGAAGGCUACAUGAAUGGCCGGCAUUACUGGGAGCUGGAAAUUGCAAACAACGGUUACUGGAAAGUGGGGGUGACAUCUGCUUCCUCAAAGAGGCAUGGCCGCUUUCCAAUGAAUCCCUCUAAUGGUUAUUGGAUCCUGUGGCGCAGCACACGGCAGUUCUUCGCAUGCACCAAUCCUGAAACUCCACUGCCACUCUUGCUGCUGCCCCGGAGGAUGGGGAUCUACAUUGAUUAUGAGGAGGGACAGAUUUCUUUUUACAAUGCAGUGAAUAAAUCACACAUCUACACCUUCACAGGACACUUUCGUGAGAAGUUGUACCCUUUCUUUUCCCCGCUGGAUGGCAGGACCCUAAUGACCAUUUGGUCUCCUAAUGAACUUGCUAAAUUUUAACAAGGCUAAUUAAAACAAUUAUCUUUCUUUCUGUGCUGCUCUUUGAACAUAUAUACCUGAUUCAUGAUCUAUAAGCACAACAUUUAUUGUCAGGUUUUGUUUUGUGUAUGUCAUGUGCAUUCUUUUGUAUUUGUAGUUUAUUUUGCUCGUAAAUCUCUUACAUUCUCCCUUUGUGUGCAUAUUCCAAAACCAAAGAGCAACUAACAUUUUCAUUCAGAGAAUUCAAUCCCAUGGUGGGCUGGACCCACUUUAUGAGCGCUAUUAAAAAAAAACACUUUUAAGCACAUAGGUAAGAUUGCCUUCAUUCAUCGUAAUUGAAAUGCUCCAUCAACCAUUGCUCCAUCCAUGUAUCUAGAUAUUCUAGACAUGUCUUUCUCUUUCUGUCCAUUUAUAUAAUGUAUCAAUGCAUGUUUUAUGUGGCUAAGUGAUCAUGGAACUAAGUUUAUUUGCUUGUCUGGCCAUGUAUUUAAGUAACAGUAUGUGUUUUGGCACAAAAUAUUAUAAGGGAUAAGAUGCUAUGUAGCUCAUUAGCCAUCCAUUUAUUUCACUGAUAGUACAAGCAAUCAAUGUCCAUCUUGUAACCAUCUUAAUACAUCAAUAAGAUCAAUUACAUAUUUAUUAUAGCAAUGUUUGUGUUAAUAAUGUCUAUUAGAAGUGAAAACAUUCAAUUUUUUAUAGAUACUCUGGAUGAUUGUCUUAAUUAAAAAUAAAACACAGAUCGUCCCUCUGCACUGCAGUGUU
This is a messenger RNA of Xyrauchen texanus (razorback sucker), 3322 nucleotides long. Its product is annotated as E3 ubiquitin-protein ligase TRIM39-like. The transcript is spliced from 10 exons. NCBI's taxonomy places the organism in Eukaryota, Metazoa, Chordata, Actinopteri, Cypriniformes, Catostomidae. The coding region runs from base 1286 to 2581 and encodes 431 amino acids. Gene Ontology annotation, molecular function: protein binding. The record is from RefSeq and is a predicted model, not a curated record.